AUGUCUGGUGCCAAGUGUCUACUGUCAAUUAUUCCGGAAGUCGGGUCUGAAUUGAUAAGACAAAUCACAAAUCGGAUGGAUUUGAAGUACAGCUGGAGUGGUUGGAAUUGA
This is a messenger RNA of Caenorhabditis elegans, 111 nucleotides long. It is a transcript of the gene ZK177.12, whose product is annotated as NDK domain-containing protein. The transcript is spliced from 3 exons. Lineage: Eukaryota; Metazoa; Nematoda; Chromadorea; Rhabditida; Rhabditidae. The record is from RefSeq and is marked reviewed. The coding region runs from base 1 to 111 and encodes 36 amino acids.